CGGACCCCUUCUUAUUCCUACGUUUUCGGCAUUGCCCUCCUCCCUCCGAUCAUGGCUCCCUCCUUUCGGCCCAGCAAGAACCGGUCCAGCCGGGACGACGAGGAUUUCUUCGAGGCUAGAGGAGACCGGAAGGCGAGAAAGCCGCUGGUGGAGAAGAAGCGGCGGGCGCGGAUCAACGAGAGCCUGCAGGAGCUGCGGCUGAUCUUGGCGGACACGGAGUUCCAGACGAAGAUGGAGAACGCCGAGGUGCUGGAGCUGACGGUCAGGCGCGUGCAAGGCAUUCUGCAAAGCAGCUCUCUAGAUGGUGACAAACUGCAGCGAGAGGCCAGUGAACGCUUUGCGGCUGGGUACAUUCAGUGUAUGCACGAAGUUCAUACGUUCGUCUCCAACUGCCCUGGAAUUGACUCUACUAUUGCUGCAGAGCUCUUGAAUCACCUUCUGGAGUCAAUGCCACUGAAUGACGGCAGCUUCCAGGACCUGAUUGUGGAUGUCUUAUCAGACCCCUCCAUCAGCCAGUGGCCUAGCAGUGAUGGGCUCCCCCAAACGCCUGGGCUAUCACCUGGAGCUUUAUGCCUGCCCAUCCCCGCUUCACCUCUUCCUUCACCUUCCUCCAGUGAAGAGACUUGCUCUGAUCUGGAAGACACGGAGGCUGAGCAAAGCCACAUCUCUUUGGAUGGACUGGACAGGUCUAGGACAGAAAAUGUGCCUUCCUCCAGCCUUUCCAAAUCUAUGUGGAGACCCUGGUAAUAAACUGCACAGGAACCAACGAAGAUCUACCUAAUAGGGAGAAUACUUGAGCACUGUGUUCUUCUAGCCAUUGGAGUAUAGACGGUGAGGAUUUCAGAUGGUGCAUUUGUGUCGUGAUAUUAACUGUAUUUCAGGACUGUAUAGAUGGCACUCUGACACUGUCAAAUCCUGACAGGCUAAAUAGCUGAAUGAGUUAACAUUUCAUCUGUGGAUUUGAGAGAUGGGUUUUCGUAAGUCCUGGUUUCUUUUUAUUAGGGGUUUGGGGGUAGAAAGGAUGGAAGUGUGUACAAGCAGAGCUCUUUUGUUGAUGCACAGCACUGUUCAUUUCCUUCAUUUUUGGCCCUUAUAAGUGGCCCAGAUAUUGCUACCUUUUUCAGUUAGGAAAAAGCCCUUUUGAAUUUGAGAACUUGAUGGUUUAAUCCAAUGAACGGUAUGAAGUUAAGCAUUUAUGCACAACUUCAAAUGUUUUAGCGAUAGCAUUAAAAAAUCCCUGAAAGGGAUUGGCGAGGCUAGUCUCUUGUUAAGUUUAGUGGACUAGGAUCUCUCCUUCAGUGAAGGAAGAGAAAACUAGAAGCCCCACUGGAAUUAGGUGAGCAUUUAAAGUAUUGGUGGCAGGGUGCCUUUUAGAAACGUGUCUUGUGCACAUCUUCUAGCACAUCUGAAUUUAUUGUGCUGUGUAUAUUAGCUUGUCAAAUGUUUAUUUUAAUCUUUUUUAAAAAUAAAAACUAAAUUCACCAAUGAUUGCAUGUAUUUUGGGGUGUGACACUUGCUUAAGAAAUUACAUUUCAUGUUAGUGACUAACAAAAAUGCAUCCUUGAAUGCAAACAUUGGUAAUUAAGCACUUAAUUCAUGUACUGAACUUGUCUGUUCAAGUACUGGGAGCUGGAAUGUUUCCAUAUUUUCAAGAUUCUUGGGCUAGUCUUGGUUUUGGUACACUAAAUUCAUGGGUUUGAUUUUACAACUUCCAGAUUUUAGAAGUUGAUACUUAACUUGCCAUGAUGAAGGCUUUAAAGCAACAAGGACAACGCACACUCUGCAAUUGUGCAGGCUGAUCCUGUGUACGUUUGCUUGGAGUCAAGUCUUCCUGAGUUGAGUGGGAUUUACUCUUAAGUAAAUGCAGAGAAUGCAGCCUUAAAAGUAACCAAUGUCUUAAUGAGGAUUUAAAUAAGGGGAACACUUUCCUGGUUGCAUAGAACACAUUAAAUAACAUGCAAGGGAUCGGAAAGCUUGGAAGCUCUUCUGUGAUCUGCUGCAACCUCUGCCUUUCUCCAUACAAAAGACGUCUUCGUUUUUGGGGUGGGGGUGGGGGGAGGGAGAUGUGUGAGUUAUUUGUGCUGUUACCUUUCCACAGAGCUGUCAUUGUAACAUAGACCUAUGCUGUAAACUUACUUAACACAUGAAAGCAUCCCAACAUAACAAAAAGGGAGGGGUGAAAGUAAGAUAGGGGGCUAGCUAUGUAAUCUUCCUUUUUGUUAACCAUG
Messenger RNA from Varanus komodoensis (Komodo dragon), 2228 nucleotides. Its product is annotated as transcription cofactor HES-6-like. NCBI's taxonomy places the organism in Eukaryota, Metazoa, Chordata, Lepidosauria, Squamata, Varanidae. Bases 52 to 747 code for a protein of 231 amino acids. Gene Ontology annotation, cellular component: nucleus. Gene Ontology annotation, biological process: regulation of neurogenesis; regulation of transcription by RNA polymerase II; anterior/posterior pattern specification. Gene Ontology annotation, molecular function: RNA polymerase II cis-regulatory region sequence-specific DNA binding; DNA-binding transcription factor activity, RNA polymerase II-specific; protein dimerization activity. The record is from RefSeq and is a predicted model, not a curated record. The transcript has 4 exons.